Caenorhabditis remanei is the source of this 213-nucleotide messenger RNA. RefSeq lists its product as uncharacterized. The coding region runs from base 1 to 213 and encodes 70 amino acids. The record is from RefSeq and is a predicted model, not a curated record. The transcript has 3 exons. Lineage: Eukaryota; Metazoa; Nematoda; Chromadorea; Rhabditida; Rhabditidae.
AUGGUCAAUAAAUCAUUCGGAACCGUGGGUGCUAUCGAUCAACUGCAAUCCCUCCAGGAUAAGUACCGUCAAAAUGGAAAAUACGACUUCAUAAGUCCGAUGUUGGCCAAAUCGCACCCGAGUUUUGGACGAUUUGCUCAACAUCCCAGUCGACCAUCAGAAGUUCGAUCUCCACUGGUUCACUUGUAUGGGAGCCAUUGGAUACGUGAAUGA